This is a messenger RNA of Recurvomyces mirabilis, 3000 nucleotides long. RefSeq names its product Rho-GTPase-activating protein 8 (gene rga8). Gene Ontology annotation, biological process: small GTPase-mediated signal transduction. Lineage: Eukaryota; Fungi; Ascomycota; Dothideomycetes; Mycosphaerellales; Teratosphaeriaceae. The transcript is spliced from 2 exons. Gene Ontology annotation, cellular component: cytoplasm; division septum; plasma membrane. The record is from RefSeq and is a predicted model, not a curated record. The coding region runs from base 1 to 3000 and encodes 999 amino acids. Gene Ontology annotation, molecular function: GTPase activator activity.
AUGAGUUCCUUUUCCAGUUCUUUCUGGUCUGCCGACUAUGCUGCUGGACUCGGCGUACUCUUCGGCAAGCUGCAGCAGGGUGUGCAAGAGAAUGAGCAGAUCCUCACAGUCUCGCGCAUGCGCGCUGAUGCCGAGGAUGUCUAUGGCCAGAAGCUGGGAGAUAUCGAGGCAGCUACUAACAGGAUCGACGGCGGGUUUCAACGAGACGACGGUGCUAGUGUAAAGAAAGCUUACGAGGGCGUGCGCACAGAGAUGGGCGAGGCGUCGCGUAAUCACAGGAAGAUUGGCUCUAAUAUUCGGGAAUUGGUGGUGAAUCCUUUUGGGAGGUGGUGCGAUCAGCACGCCGCGCGCAUACAGAACAGCCAGGCUGAUUUGCAAGGCCGGAUCAAGACCUACGACAGGCAGGCGGAGACCGUUAGACAAUACCGGAGCGCAUACUACAAUAAGUGCCGUCGAGUUGAGGAUCUGGACGAGGAGGAGAAGCUGGCAUUCCAGGACCCAGGCUCGUCAGCAGCGACUACUGUGGGAUCGCCUAAGCUUACACCGACAAGCGUGCCUAGUAUCAAUGUGAACGAAGCAGAAGAGGAGCCUGAGCCAGUCGAGCUUGGUGAUGAGACCUAUCAGCCAGAGCAGGUGAAGAAGAUUUUGACGCAUGCUCUCAACAACAUCAGACUGGGCGAGACGAAGGUACCAAUCCUUGGCACGUACCAGAACGUAACGAGCGGCGCAGAAAUAACAGAAUACAUACAACAGCACAUGGGCGGUAGUUCUGUGGCCUAUGCCGAGCGGAUCGGGCAGGAUCUCAUUAAUAAUGGGUUCUUGAGGCUGAUCGGAAAUAUGGGAAGCAGCUUUGCGAACAGCAGCAGGAUGAAUUACCAAUGGCGGCCGAAGGCGUUUCAGCUGACUGGUAUUCCCGAGAAGCGGCCGAAGCUGAUCGGCAGGACAACAACCCUGGCCUCUUCAGCAGAGGGGUCUGUCCCAGGAAGCCCUGUGAUCGGCGACCGUGUCAGCGAAUACCUUGGAGGCUGGAAUCCAUUGAACAAUGCUCACCCAAAUGAAACACCAGGCGAGAAGCUACGAAGAGAAGCCCGCGAUGCAGACGAGCGCUAUAAGGUUGCUGUGCGCAAGCUUGAUGGCCUGCGCUGCAAUCUAGAAGAGGCUAUGAUUGAUCAUCUGAAGUUCAUGGAACGCUGCGAACUAGACAGGCUGAAAGCAAUCAAGAGCGUUAUCUUGGACUUCAGUGGCGCAGUCAGCAACGUCAUUCCAAGUCUGCAGAGCACUGUCGAUAAGAUGAUGUUGUUCCAAGAGACGGUCCAGCCACUUGGCGAUCUACGCUACCUUCUGGAGAACUAUCGCACUGGAAGCUAUACACCAAAAGUUGUCACAUAUGAGAAUUAUUACAAUCAGGUGGACGAGCAGACUUUUGGUGUAGAUAUUGAGGCCCGUGCAAGAAGUGAUCGUAAACGUGUACCACUGAUUGUGACGACCAUCUUGACUUUCCUGGACUCCCACUACCCUGAUCUGGAAGGAGAUGAAGCGCGAAGAAGUAUCUGGGUGGUGGACGUCCCAUUAGCAGCCACGCAUCAUCUCCGGAGUCAGAUCAAUACUGGAAAGGCCAUCCAGCCAUCGCUUCUGGACAAGUACGAGGUGCCCAUUGUCGCCGCUGUUCUGAAGCUCUACUUGCUCGAAUUGCCUGACAGCCUUGUCAGCGCCCAUGUCUAUGAGAUCGUCAAAACCAUCUACGCUACCACAGCUCAAUCCGCUUCUGAAGGAGCUCGCAUACAGGUCAUUCAAUCCACACUCGGACAGCUUCGACUAGCCAACAUUGCUACGCUUGACGCACUGAUCACGCAUUUCGCGCGACUGCUUGAGCUUACGAGCGCAGAUGAUGCAUUUGUGCAGAAUCUGGCUACCGUGCUAGCUCCUUGCAUCCUAAGGCCCAAGCAGGAAUCAGGACUCAGCAUGACCGAAAAGUACAACAUCCGGCUUGUACGCGACCUAUUCGCGCAUAAGGAUGCCAUCUUUGGUGAACUUAAGCGACAGUCCAGUCUGACACACACAAACUCCGGAGCCACGAGGCAAACACGAGCUGUCAGCACAGACGAAUCUAGGAGGAGAGAGCACAUGGAGGAGCGACAGCGCGCCAUUGCGGCAGCUCAGCAGGCCCAGGCUGGCAGCAGUAGGAUGCGCCAGCCAAGUCCUGGACCAGGCGCAAGGACUUCCGUAUCUGAUGGAGCUGGACAUCGCAGGGACAGGAGUCGAGGUCCAGACACACGAUUCCCGAUAUCUACCGCGAAUAUUGCAAGUCCUUCCACUAAAGGCGUCAUGUCACCCACCACAUCAGUGUCCUCAAGUCAACGCGACAGUCUCAGUGUGCCACAAAGCCCACCUCAGAGCCGCCUGUCCUCGUCCACAUCACCGCCAACACCACCGAGGAAGGACGACGCGCAUCAUACGAACGGCUCCCUCCAUCAGCCACCGCCAGCUGACGAUGAGCCGACCGAGCAAACGCCCGCCGAAUCUGCGAGCCGCCAGCGCAGCGCGACUGAAGCAUCAAAACGCCAAUCCAUACCUCCCGCUCUCUCCGCUUCCAUGAACGGACCAGGAGAUUUCAUGGCACCGAGCCACUACUACAGCGGUAGCAUCGACUCCGGCGCUCUGACUCCCACAGCCCCGACCUUCAGCACCGAAGCCACCAAAGUCCCUCCCCCAAUCUCAAAGUACAAGAUCCACAACCCCGACAACGGCGAAGAGCGUGCUUCCUCUCCCGUCGCAGGGACAACCGAUGCCUUUGCCGCGAAACGGGAUAGCAAAGGUCGCUACCCGCCGCGGAAAGGAACAGGAGGUCUCGCAAGACAAAGUCUGAUUAUGGGUAAGAGGGAUAGCGUUGAUAGUGGGAGUUAUACCCAGUCGCCUGUUGACUCGGCCAAGGCGGCGGAGGAGCUGCACCCGGCGAGCGCGGGCGUGCAGUUGCAGGAUAAGGCGAUGGACUUCGACUAG